GUAAUUGAGAUUUAUUAUCAACUCUUUAAUCAUGAAAUUUGUUACCUGGUUUAUAGUUUCUUAUGUUCUUAUUUUUCUGGUUCUGAGCGCUUGUAAAGAAGUGGGAGCUGAAGGACUGUGUAAUAGAAUAGAAGACAUUGAUGGAAAUUGCGAUUCUAACGGAGAGAAGGAGUGCUUGAAAUUCAUGACGAAUAAAUAUAAGAAAGAAAGACAUGUUAACUGCACAUGCACUAACCUUUACAUGUUACACAAGACCAAACGCUUUUGCGAAUGCAAACAUCACUGCUCAAGAUGAAACUACAACUCCAUAACCAACAGUAAUUGUUUUUACUAUUUACUAAUAUGUUAUGGCUUUCCAACUAGUAUGAGUUUUUUUCAAUCAAUU
Molecule: messenger RNA, 385 nt
Organism: Camelina sativa (false flax)
Lineage: Eukaryota; Viridiplantae; Streptophyta; Magnoliopsida; Brassicales; Brassicaceae
Product: putative defensin-like protein 231
Biological process (GO): signal transduction
Source: RefSeq, a predicted model, not a curated record